AUGGACCUUAAUCCAUCAUGCGGGGCCUCCGUGGCUCAGUUGGCAUCGAAGUGCUUAAUGUGCAUUUGUCAGGUGGAAUCUAAUUACAAGGAUGUCGGAUGUACAUUCGACGUGAACUCACUGUCUUGUGGAUACUAUCAAAUUAAGAAUCCGUAUUACACAGAUUGUGGGAAGCCAGGCAGUGGUAAGUGCUGGAAGCCUUGCGCCUCCAAUUUGGCUUGUGCCGAAACGUGUGUGAGGAAGUACAUGGGCCGGUAUAGUAAGUACUGCACUAGGACAUGCCCCUACGCCAGGAUCUACAACGGAGGACCGGGAGGCUGUCAGUCAUCUGCAACUCUCUCCUACUGGUCAAAGGUCAAGGCUUGUCUUGCCUCGUUGUGA
Messenger RNA from Liolophura sinensis, 381 nucleotides. Its product is annotated as lysozyme 3-like. Gene Ontology annotation, molecular function: lysozyme activity. The record is from RefSeq and is a predicted model, not a curated record. Lineage: Eukaryota; Metazoa; Mollusca; Polyplacophora; Chitonida; Chitonidae.